Molecule: messenger RNA, 1698 nt
Organism: Paraglomus occultum
Lineage: Eukaryota; Fungi; Glomeromycota; Glomeromycetes; Paraglomerales; Paraglomeraceae
Source: the annotation of a GenBank genome assembly
AUGGCCAACGAGCUAAAAAGACUAUGCUGCUUUGUAAUUCGCGAAGACUUUGGGGAUCUCGUUGAGGUGCUUAUCCUGCGCUCAGACUAUUUCCCAUGCCCGUAUUUCACUUUUAACAUUAAAGCUUUUUUUCUACAAAAGAAACCGGCAAAGCUCCUCUUUGAGAAAGGUCGCCUUCCAGCAGCUUUAAUAGCAAGAUAUAGCGGUCUUCCAUUGGAGAAAGUCAAGGAAUGCUUGUUUAUACUAAUACAGCACAAUCUUGUAUAUUGGGCACGCGAGGUACCAGAUCAGAUAAAAUCACCUAUCUACUAUCAGAUCGACAGUAGGGAGGUGCUGUCACGGCUAAAAUUUGGUGUCUAUCUCAACCACACCAGAAAUCGGUUUGGAAAUGAAGGCCAAGUUAUAAUAACCUACGUUCUUCUAAACGGAAAAACAUCUUUCAAGAGCCUUGUAGAAGCGCGAAAUUUGUCAAAACGAACGAAAGAGUAUAAAACACUUAAAGAAAAGUAUGCAGAGCUUGUGACCGAAGGUUAUCUAAAAUACUUGAAAUAUACCGAUGCACUUUCUGCACAAGACCAGCAAGAUGCAGCAGAGCAGCGAGAGUUGGCAAAAAUGACCACGUUUGUUCCCACCAAAAAGGAAAAAGCAGAAGCUCGGGCGAAAGUUGCUGAGCGCGGCAACGCUGAAUCACUAGUCGGAAAGAAACGAAAAAAGACUGUAGUGGAGGAGGACCAUUCACGUCUAAGCAAGCAACCGAGAACAGAAGAUACUUUCGAAUUUGUUGAAGAUGCGCAAGUUCGCGUUAACUACGAAAGAUUUAAUAUACUGGCGCGUAAUGAUCAUAUCACAUCAUUUGUAGAGGAAAGAAUAAAUCCGGCAGCAAAGCUAGUAAUGAAGGUUAUCCUCGAACUUGCUGAUGAAAAACGCCUAGAUGCAGAAGAGUCUAGGGCGAUGUCGGCCCAGACAAUAAUAAGAAAAGUCCCAACAGAAGAUACUUUGGAAGAUCAAAUAGAGCUAGAGAGGCAAGAUCCAUCCCAUGAAUAUCUCGUGAGUGAAUACCUCGAUCUUUUGGUAGAGGACGGUGCAAAGUUUAUCCGAAAGAAAGACGAUAGUAUGAGCGGGUUAUAUUCUGUAAGAUACAAGGAUCUAAUCGAAAGAUUAAAACAAAGGAAAUUAGAAAGCAUAUUGCAAGAGAAGUAUGGGAGCAUGGCUGUCAGAAUAUACAAGAUCCUACAAUCAAAGGGUAAACUAGAAGAAAAAAAUAUUGCUUCGCUGGCAAUGCUGACGCAAGCUGACGCCCGUAAAAUUAUUGACCAGCUUUUUGUCGAAGGACUUGUGGAGCUACAGCUUCUUACAUGUGCUAUAUUGACCGUCAACCAGGAGGUACCCAAAGCAGCGGACCGGGCUCCAUCGCGAACCUAUUAUCUCUGGUAUGCUGAGCCAGAAAGAUGCUAUCAAAAAAUUCUCACAUGUUUAUAUCGUACCCUUGGUAAUAUACAUGAGCGGAGAAUGUGCGAAAAAGAAGGCUAUGCCCGACUUAUUGAGCGAAGAGCUAUCGCAAGAUUGCGUUCUACUGUGCACUUAAUGACUCCAGAAGAGAAAGAGCAAUUACGCAUUUUUGAUCAAUCUAUGGAACGACUAGACGUUGCUGCACUGAGAAUAGUGAAUUUGGUUAUGAUUUUAACUAAUUAUCGAUGA